AGGGAUUUGUACACAUCGAACCAGUAGUCAACUCCUCCCUCUAAAUUGUACACACACAUAGGGCUCAGUGCUCGCUUUGCCGAAGAGCUGGAUACCCGUAAGAAAACAACGUCUGUUUUGCAAUAACCCUUGGACACGAACAUUUGUGUGUUUUUAUGCAUUCGUUCGUCGUGUUUGUUAUUCUUUUAUUUUUGAUUGAUAUUCGUUUUGCAUCCACGAGCAGCAUUGAAAUUCGCUGUUAUGAUUUGAGUCUCGGAGCAACUCAAGAGUGGAGGCCAGGAGACCCACCACAAGUCAUCUACAAUUCUGCCGUGUUUUUAGUUUUUUCCCACCUUUCUCUAUUGUCUCUUGGAAUACGUAUUUACUCCUCAAUUUUUGUCCUAAUGCAAGUUGAACGUUUUCAAUAGUUCUCGACCACUUUUAUCUGAUGACAGAGUGAAGUUGGUGCAUUUUUCUGCAUCCUGAAAUCUGCAAAUUGAGAGAGAUUAUUUGAUUCAGAAUUUACAUUGUGGUUUGCUGAUUUGAGGGAGACGCUUGCAAGUGUAGCCCUCCAGCCUCCACUAUGCUCUUCCAUGGGCUGCCCGGAGGCGAGAUGCAGGGGGUCAUCGACGAGAUCGGCCGGAGGGCGAAGGGCGAUUCUACCGCCAUCAGUUCGGCCAUAGACAUGGGGGAAACGGAGACGAGUAUUACGUCCAUCAACAGCGACCGUGUGGCCUUAUGCGCGGGCUGCGGGGGGAAAAUAUCUGACCGUUACUACUUGCUUGCGGUGGACAAACAGUGGCACAUGCGCUGUCUCAAGUGCUGCGAGUGUAAACUCAACCUCGAGUCAGAGCUUACCUGUUUCAGUAAAGACGGCAGCAUCUAUUGCAAAGAAGAUUACUACAGCAGGAGGUUUUCCGUCCAAAGGUGCACCCGUUGCCAUCUCGGGAUCUCGGCGUCGGAGAUGGUCAUGCGGGCGAGGGACUUGGUCUACCACUUGAACUGUUUCACCUGUACAAGCUGCAACAAAAUGCUCAGGACCGGAGACCACUUCGGAAUGCGGGACAGUCUUGUGUACUGCCGGCUCCACUUUGAGACACUCAUACAAGCGGAAUAUCAAGCGCAUUUCAAUCACGCGGGGGAUGUAGCCUCGGGCAAAGGACUUGGCGCGGGCAGCAUGGGAAACUCGCCGGGGCUGCCCUACUACAACGGCGUCGGGACCGUGCAGAAAGGAAGGCGGAGGAAAAGGAAAAGUCCCGGGCCUAGAGCAGAUCUGGCGGCUUACAACGCAGCAUUAAGUUGCAAUGAGGAUGGGGACCACCUGGACCGCGACUCCCACUACUCCUCCAGCGCCAAGUCCAAGCGCAUGCGUACCUCCUUCAAACACCACCAGCUGAGGACCAUGAAGUCCUACUUUGCCAUCAACCAUAAUCCAGAUGCCAAAGACCUGAAACAGCUGGCCCAGAAGACGGGUCUCACCAAACGGGUGCUGCAGGUUUGGUUCCAAAAUGCCCGGGCCAAGUUUCGACGGAACAUCCUACGUCAGGAGAGCACAGGGCUGGACAAGCUGUCGGAUGGGUCCACUCUACCAGGGGGGUCGCCUUCAGGCCCCCCCUCCGAGCUCUCCAACGCCUCAAUGAGCCCUUCCAGUACCCAUACCACCCUCACGGACCUGACCAGCCCCUCUAUGACAUCGGUUAACCCUGUACUGACCGCCGUGCUGGGGGGCAUGGACCCCCAUGACUCCAUGAGUAUGAGCCCUUCCCAGACCACCCUUACCAGCCUUUUCUGAUGUCACCCACCCCACCCCAUCUGCCCCUAAACCCAUCCACCAGCUCACUCAAGAUUGAGUCACUUAAAUAAAUUAUAUUCCCUCUGGACCCUGGACCUUAGGUUUCUACCUUGUCUAUUUCUAGUGUCUUUGUAUGAAUGGCAACUAAAGCCUUACGGAGCGCUCGGCUUGAUUUUGUAAAAAGCUGAAGAUACUUUUCCCCUGUUCUGUUUUCAUCUUUGUUUCCUUUCAAUGUUGGCUGACUGACACUACCCUCACCCGUGAUGUGGAUUUUCAAUUCUCACUCCAUCCCGACCACUCUGUUUCUAGGUAGAGAUUUGAAAAAAUAAAUAAAAAAAAGGAGGGAAAAGAACGGUGAAACAUUGGGGAGUGUAAAAUGCAGAUGCAAAGUACUGUAGCAAGGUUAUCCAGAAGACUCUAGCGUGCCUUAAACAUUUUGAUCACACUGAGGAAUCCCUGAUCUGAUACAUGUCUAAUCUAGGUGGCAUAUGUCUUAAAAGAUUUUGUUAAACGACGGGUGCACCACUGACAACUGCAUUUGCUUAUAACAUGGCCAUCAAAGCUGAUCUACUUCAAAAUUCACUCUGCACACAGUAAGGGGCUGAUGUCAACAAGAAAGAUUAUAUUGAUAGAAAUAGCAUAGACGAGAAUUAGAAUUACACUGAUAAAGUUAAUAUAAAGAUAUCAUGGUCACUAUCCUUAAGACUCAGACUUUGCUUUAAUAUUUUGUAACAAUAAACUGUCAUACACAGAAAUGAGAUAUAA
Molecule: messenger RNA, 2536 nt
Organism: Coregonus clupeaformis (lake whitefish)
Lineage: Eukaryota; Metazoa; Chordata; Actinopteri; Salmoniformes; Salmonidae
Product: LIM/homeobox protein Lhx2-like
Exons: 6
Coding region: 563-1771 (402 amino acids)
Biological process (GO): neuron differentiation; regulation of transcription by RNA polymerase II
Cellular component (GO): nucleus
Molecular function (GO): DNA-binding transcription factor activity, RNA polymerase II-specific; RNA polymerase II transcription regulatory region sequence-specific DNA binding
Source: RefSeq, a predicted model, not a curated record